This is a messenger RNA of Echinops telfairi (small Madagascar hedgehog), 932 nucleotides long. RefSeq names its product mitochondrial ribosomal protein S34 (gene MRPS34). Lineage: Eukaryota; Metazoa; Chordata; Mammalia; Afrosoricida; Tenrecidae. The transcript is spliced from 3 exons. The record is from RefSeq and is a predicted model, not a curated record. Gene Ontology annotation, cellular component: mitochondrion; mitochondrial small ribosomal subunit. Bases 16 to 672 code for a protein of 218 amino acids. Gene Ontology annotation, molecular function: structural constituent of ribosome. Gene Ontology annotation, biological process: mitochondrial translation.
CAGUGGGAACCCAGCAUGGCGCGCAAGAAGGUCCGCCCGCGGCUGAUCGCCGAGAUGGCCAAGCGCGUUCGGGCCCUGCGGGAGCAGCGGGAGCGGCCGCGUGACUCGCAGCGCUAUGCCCUGGACUACGAGACGCUGACGCGGCCGCUGACGGGCCGCCGGCUACCUCUGCGGGCCAGUGCGGACGUGCGCCGCGAGAGCCGCCUGCUGCAGCUCCUCGGCCGCCUGCCGUCCUUCGGCCUCGGCCGCCUGGUCACGCGCAAGUCGUGGCUGUGGCAGCACGAUGAACCGUGCUACUGGCGUCUGACGCGCGUCCAACCCGACUAUACGGCGCAGAACUUGGACCAUGGCAGAGCCUGGGGCGUCCUGACCUUCAAAGGCCAGACGGAAAGCGAGCCCCGGGAGAUGGAACAGGUCAUGUACCACGACUGGCGGCUGGUGCCCAAGCAUGAAGAGGCAGCCUUCACUGCGUUUACGCCCCCCAACAAGGAGCCCCCGCGCUGCGUGCCCUAUCCUCCCCUCCUCAGAGCCAUGAUCCUGGCCGAGCGGCAGAAGCGGGGGGACGCCAGUUCGGAGGAGCCCACGCUUAAUCUGGAGAGGGUGCCCGUCAGGCCCUGGGACUACCCCGCCAAACAGGAGAGCAAAGGCAAGGCCAAGGGCACGCCCGUCUAAUGUGUCAGGACCGGCCGGCCGCUCAGUCCCCUGAGAGUUGGGAUGCGAUAACCACAUCAUAGAGUCUGACUGUCUGUGCCACUUGGUGUUGGGGGGUGGGGGAGGGCGGGGCGGACUGGUUCCCUCCCUCAAGUCUCCUGUGUCUGGAUGCCCCUGGACGCUAGUGGACUGGUGGCCAGCAUCAGAGUGCCGGAGGGGCUUCCUUCCCUCGUGUGUUCCACGGAGCUAGGCUUGGAAGCGAAUAAAGGCCACUGAACUAC